CGGCACGAACAGAAAAAACGUUCGAAAGCGAUCGAUCGAGCAAUCGAUCGGACGCUGGGAGCAGGUUUUCUGGCCCUCCAUGUUUAGCGAUUGGCGAUCUGAUCCGAUCGGUCCGUGUGCCGUUUUGCGCGUGGCGCAGCUGGGCUCAAAGUGCAAGUCCCCGAGUCAGCCAGUUGGCUCCAGUUAUUCACGGCUGAAAGUCCUUGGGGCGCAAGUGCUCCCGAACGUGACUUGGAAACCGCUUCCGGGCUUUCGAUCUGCUCAGUUUCGAAAAUAUUCUUGUUCGCCAAGCAUCUGAGGCUCCCUGUGGAUCAGUGAGUGCGGGAAACGGCGAUGCAAUAAAUUUUAUUCCAUAAAUUAAAAGUGAAAUCUCCUCCGCUUUACGGCUAGUCCACUAACCGAAGCCGAACCGAUCGAUCGAUGGCCGCGAACGUUGACUGAACCGAUCGCAACGAAGUGCAAAAAUAUAGAGUGAGGCUCGGAAAAGUGGCCACGGAUGAACUUCACAGCGCGUGAGUGAAACCCAACUGUGCAAGUGACCAACAGCAAGCAACUCACACGUUCGGCCGAGGGUUUUUCCAGUGACUUUUCUCACUCUUGGCGGGUCUGUGGCGGAGCGUCCGAAAAAAGCGUGCUACGGUCCGCGUACGGUCCACAAUCCAUUUCGCGACGCCAAGAAAACGGUGGGACGAGAAAAAACAGAAGGAAAAGAAGCCAAAACCCCGCAAAUUGGUAAUUCACCGCUCUGUGUGUCUUCGUUCGGUAACCUUCGAGCCACCGGUGACGAUUGACGAUGGCCUUUUUCAAGAGCAUUUGGAAAAAUGGCUCCAAGCACAAGAAGCUGUGCGAGGAGCUUGCGCUAGCGAACAGCAUCCGUGAUUUCUCCGAAAACCACGAGGAACCGGACGAUGGUUCGGACGAAGCCAUCAGCUUUGGGGUGAAAUAUCUGGGCAGUACAGCCGUACCGACACCGCGCUCCGAGAACGCCACAUCCGAAGCGGUCAAGUCCAUCAUCUCGGCGGCCAAAGGCAACAAGAAGCUACCCGUUUCACUGUCCAUCUCACCGAAGGGCAUCGAAAUGACGGACAGCGCUACGGGCGAAAAUCUGCUGCAGGUGUCGAUCUAUCAGAUUUCCUACUGUUCCGCGGACGCAAACCACGACCACGUGUUCGCGUUCGUCGGAUGCACACUCGGCACCGAGGCCGAAGUGAAGGAGAUGUGUUUCCGGCGGACGGCGGAAGAGAUCAACUUGGAGGGACCCCUCGUGUGCUACGCGUUCCUCUGUCAGAAGCGCAAAAUGGCGCAAACCGUCACACUGACCGUGGCCCGCAGCUUCGAGCGGGCGUACCAGAUCUGGCAGAACAAGCAGUUCCACGCGGAACGCAAGCGCAAGGAUCUGGAGCAGCGCAUGGAACUGCAGGCUGGUGGUAGCAGUGGCGAAUUGAAGCGAAAGGCUAUCGAAUCGACCGACCCGACGGUAGAGAAGAGUGUCAAGUCCGAUGGGGAUGAAAGUGGUGCCACCGAGUGUCGCAGUUUGCUGAUCGAUUUCAAUUCCGAUCUAACGGAAAUUUGCUCCGACACCACUCACCAUCGGGAGUUGUUGCAGAACACUUGGGUAUCAUUUGAGGAUGAUCAAACACCACAAGAGUUUCUCGCGGUGCCAAAACUAAAUUCCAACGGCUGGAGCGGGAUGGCCAUUUGCUCAAACUGAGCUCAAGCUGCUCUUGCAACGGAAUAGCAUUAGUGCGUUUCGACUAAGCUUCGCGUUGAUCUAUAGAGCAGCUUCCCGGCAAGGUUUCUUUCCAUUGUGUUUUCACAGCCAAUCUGAUGACAGGUUAUCACAUGAGCCAUCAUUUUGCUCCCUUGGACAGUGCGUUGACACCAUUUCCAAGGGUUUACAAGAUAGCGUAAAAUAUUCGAUAAGUAUGUGAUAAAAUGUUUUUCUGAUAAUUUUUAAUAAAGCGAUACGAAAA
Messenger RNA from Anopheles bellator, 1973 nucleotides. RefSeq names its product low density lipoprotein receptor adapter protein 1-B-like. The transcript has 5 exons. Lineage: Eukaryota; Metazoa; Arthropoda; Insecta; Diptera; Culicidae. The coding region runs from base 794 to 1711 and encodes 305 amino acids. The record is from RefSeq and is a predicted model, not a curated record.